This is a messenger RNA of Spodoptera frugiperda (fall armyworm), 2944 nucleotides long. RefSeq names its product putative serine protease K12H4.7. The transcript is spliced from 9 exons. Gene Ontology annotation, molecular function: dipeptidyl-peptidase activity; serine-type exopeptidase activity. The record is from RefSeq and is a predicted model, not a curated record. Gene Ontology annotation, biological process: proteolysis. NCBI's taxonomy places the organism in Eukaryota, Metazoa, Arthropoda, Insecta, Lepidoptera, Noctuidae. The coding region runs from base 174 to 1658 and encodes 494 amino acids.
GUUUUGUUCGUGUCACUUGUUGUGUCAUUCGGUAUGUUUUGCUGAAGUCAAGUUAGAAAUUAUCAAUUCAUCAGAAGUUGUCAGUCUUUCAGAUCGGGCGGUUUUAGAAGUAAAAAAAAACAUUUAAAAAACAUAAUUAUUAUUUAUUUCAAAUAUUUGAUAGUCUUAAGAAAAUGCGGCUUAUCACUUUAUCUUGUUUGUUAUUAAUAUUGUGUUACGCAGUUUAUGGAGGGAAACAUUUUAAACUUGGUAGAAGCAAAGGGGGUAAUUUAGGAGCACCGGGAGGAUAUAAAGGGGAGCCACUACCUCCAGCACAAUGGUUCAAGCAAAAAUUGGAUCAUUCAAGCCCCUCUGAUUUGCGAACAUGGAAACAGCGUUAUUUUGUGAAUGAUAGUUUCUAUGACUUCAAUAACCAAGGUCCAGUUUUCCUGAUGAUUGGUGGUGAGGGGCCAGCCGAUGCCAGGUGGAUGGUCAAAGGGGCUUGGAUUGAUUAUGCUAAGAAGUUUAAAGCACUGUGCAUCAAUCUUGAACACCGCUACUAUGGAGAGAGUCAUCCUACAGAAGACAUCAGUGUAAAGAACUUGCAGUACCUGUCAUCAUACCAAGCCUUAGCAGAUUUGGCUAAUUUCAUCAAUGCUAUGAAUGACAAAUACAAACUGCGCAGCAAUGUUCGUUGGAUAGCUUUUGGUGGCUCAUACCCUGGCUCAUUGGCAGCCUGGCUGAGACUUAAGUAUCCACACCUUGUAUAUGCUGCUGUGUCCUCCAGUGGUCCUUUGCUGGCUAAAGUUAAUUUUAUGGAAUAUUACGAGGUGGUUGUUGAUGCUUUGCGUGAAAAAACUGGUGGUGAAGAUUGUGUUGACGUUUUGAAAAUGGCACACAAGCAAAUUACAACACUUAUGCAAACUAAUCCAAGCAUUGUUGAAAAAGAAUUCAGAGUUUGCAAACCAUUUGCAAAUGCUUCAACAAAUGAUAUACGGAAUUUCUAUAAUUCCAUUGCUGAUGACUUUGCUGAUUUGGUCCAAUACAAUGAAGACAAUAGGAUCAGUGCAGAUGUUAAAUACAGGAAUCUUACUAUCAAUACGGUGUGUAAUAUGUUCCUGUCUCCUGGGGCACAACCUGCAUACAAGAAGCUGGCAGCUUUUAACUCUAUUAUCCUGGACAAAACCAAUCAAACCUGUUUGGACUACAGCUAUGACAAUAUGAUAAAAGAAUUAAGGGAUAUGACUUGGGGAUCAGAAGGAGCACGACAGUGGAUGUACCAAACUUGUACUGAAUUCGGAUUUUACCAGACAUCCUCAGGGGAAAUUGAAGUGUUUGGUAAUAACUUCACACUUGAUUUCUUUAUACAGCAGUGUGAAGACAUAUUUGGGAAAAAGUACAACGCUGACUUUGUGGAUGCAGCAGCUGCUUGGACUAACAGCAAUUAUGGUGCUCUUGACAUAGCCGUCUCUAGAGUGGUAUUCGUUCAUGGCUCUGUGGACCCUUGGCAUGCUUUAGGAAUCACUAAAACUCAAGACAAUGAUGCACCAGCCAUUUACAUUAAAGGUACCGCACAUUGUGCUAAUAUGUAUCCGCGAAGUGAGAAUGACUCCAGCGAAUUAAUUGAGGCCCGGCUAGAGAUUGAGCAGUACCUUGCUGGAUGGGUGGGCCAGCCUUAACAAGCGUUUCUUGUUCCUAAGCUGAACAGAAUAUCAAUACAUAUGUCAAACAAAGAUCUGCAAUCCUUAAGGAACUACUUAUUAUUAAAAAUAUUUACUGAACUUUUAUUCAUUUUGUCUCUAUUUAGUGAAGGUUACUAAGAUAAUUGAUAUAAUAAUAACAAGAAUCUCUUAGAAUGUUUUAUGCCAAAUUGUUAGCUCUGUAGAUAGUUAAUAGAGGCUCAUAUUUUACAGCUAUAUGGUCAAUAGUGUAGGCAAAGAGAGGAUAAGACAAAAACUUGUGGUGCAAUUAUAUUAUUAUUACGAAGGUGAUUGAUUGGUGAUAAUACUACCUAAGAUUGAGAAUGAAUUGAAAAUUAAGAUUAUAUUUUGUAGAGUUACUAUUGUGCAUGCUUUGUAAGUAAUAACUCCUGUUGUAUCUCUAAUUGUUGUUAAGACUUAUUUUCCUUAUUUUUUCGUUUUUAGGAUAACAAGGUAUUUAGUUAUUUUUAUAAAACCGAGAUUUUAAGAAAAUGUAGUAAUAAUUAUGUUUUCCAGUAUAUUCAAUUUUUUGCAUUUAUUCAACAUGAUGUUGAACAUUUUGGUGCCAAAUUAUUAUUAUUUAUAAUUUAUAACUCGGUGAUAGCAUACUACAAUAGUUUAUUUAGAAAGUCUAUUGCUAGACAUUGGUAUCUUGAAUCUCAACUUACUCGGGUUGAUGUAAAAGUAGUAAAAGAGUAUAGGUAAAAUACAGCAUUUAUUAACAAUAGAAGAACAAUGAUUUCAUGUCUCUUAGCCUAAAGUACUGGAAUAAGAAAAAGAUAAACCAAUAAUGUCUUGUUUCCGGUACAUGACUUAACUUAUAGAAAACUUACAUCUAAAAAUUCAGCAGUAUAAUAAAUAUCAUUAUGUAUUCGAUUUUAGUCUCCAUUAAAUGGAAUAUUAGAUAUGUAUAAUAUAAAUUUCUUUACAAUCUUUUAAAUUAGUUAUAUAUAUCACAAAGAGAAAUGCAAUGCAUUUUAUAAAUAUCACUGAAUGUCGUUAUAAUUUUACACAAAAUAUCAAGGCAUCAAAUUGCUUUUUAUUUCAUGAAUGAUUUCUUUGUACUUCAUUCACGUUAGUCUUAUUAUUGUAAUAUAAGUCUAUAAUUUUUAUACUGACCUUUGUAACAUGUCCGUAAUUGGAAAUGUUUGUUUAUGUUUAAACCUGUUUUAUGAUUGUAGUUUGUAAUGAAGUUCCAUAUCAGUGAUUUUGAAGUUAUAACAAUUUGUAGUAAGUACUUAAUAUAUGAAUGUUUCAAACAUUAA